AUCUCAUCUCUCUGGCUUUACCAAAAUCUUCCAUUCCUCAACAACCGCCGUCGCCAUGGAAGCACAAAACGACUACGACGCCUCCUUCAGCUCCACCACGAGCUGGACAAUCACCGGUGGCUCUCUGGAUAAUACCGUCACCGUCCAGUCCUCUUUAGCUCUGAUCACCGACAACAAUGGCGAUGACGAUGAUGUAAACGCCCUCCAAUCGGCUCUCAAAUCUCCCCUCCUUUUGUGCCCUAGCUCUCCUGAUUCCGCCCCCUGCGAGAUCAAAAUUGCUUUUGCUCAAAAACGUGCGGUGAGGCAGGUUUAUGUUCGAAGUACUGCUCAAGUAUUUGAAAUAUACUAUGCGCCUUCACUUCAGUCCAUAAAUGAGUUUCUUUGUACCCUUCACUGUGAAGCUGCCUUGAUACAUCCAAAUGGAGCUGUGAAAAGACUGGAUGUAAAGAGUAUACACAGUGAAAGUAAUUCAAGCACAAGUGAAGAUGACUGGGUUGAAGUGAAAGCUCAUGAUUCUUUGGUAGUUGAUAAUGCAAAUGGUUCUUUGCCGUCAAAUUUUAAUAGAAGUGCACAGGAUUUGUAUGAGGCCACUGCAGAGAUUAGCGAUGCAAACCCUUGCAUUUCCAUCACCCUUCGGCUGCUUUCACUUCAGGAUAGAGGCUGUCUCUUUGUUGAUGAAGUCUAUGUCUUUGCUGAUACCCUUGAUUUAGAUGAAUCAGAAAACCAGUCGGACCAAAUGGGAAACCUAGGUGGAAGUACUCUUAUGGCCAUGCUUGCUCCUACAUUUCUACAAUUAUCUAGGACAACAGAGCUUCGCCAAAUACAAAAUGAGCACACUUUUGACGCGCAGGAAAAAGAGAAGACAACCAAAAGUGGGUCAAAUACAAUUGGACUGUUGAAUUUUGCUGAUAGAACACAACAGGAAGGAAAAUCCAGUUCCUCAGAUCAGCAGCAAGUGAAGCUGCAGGAAGGUGUUGAGGUGCAUGCAAAAACAGCUCAUUGUGAGGUUCUUACUCAUGUUUCAGAUAGAGAAAGCAAGCCAUAUCGAUCACAUGUUCAUGUUGAAAGUGUCCUGGAUCAACUUGCUUCUCAUGUGAGCACAAUAGAGGACCUCUUGUUAAGGUUUGAAGAGAAAAUGUUAAAGCCCAUAAGCAGCAUUGAUGCUAGGCUUCAGCGGGUGGAGCAGCAACUUGAAGAACUUGCCAAAAAGGGCCAGAAUCAUGGAUUACCGUCUUGCAUAAGAUAUUAUGCUCCUGAAUUUUCAUGCUCUGAUUCUGAUCCUUACUCCUCUUAUAACUUUAGAAAAGAACCUGUUAGAUAUGAUUCACCCGAAUCAUUUGAGAAGGAAUCUUCUUCAUCUAAUUCUCCUAAAGCUAUGGAUCAUUUGCUAAAUGCUACUCAACCAUUCCCGAGUCUUGUAGUUACUGCUCCUGAUUUUCCCAUUGCUGAUGCUGAGGAAGAAGAUCAUGCACCAGUAGCUAAUUCACCAAAGAACAUUUUGUCAAUUGAUGAUGCCUUAGCAUUUGCCUUUGCUGAUUUCCUGUCUUCAACUUCAAUGGAUAAUCAGAAGUAUAGUCAAGCUCUUGUAGUUAAAGCUCCAGAUUUUUCAAAUGAAGAGGAUGGUAGCACUAGCAGUAGCAGAAAGGGUCUGCUAAAAUCAGAAGUUGAAAUCACAUCUUCACCUUCAACCUGUACUGAUGCAGCCAGUGGGAUGGAUUGCAUAAAAGGGUUAGAGAGUGUGGGGGAAGUGAUUUGCUCUCUUGAUGACGAGCAUUUCAACAGAGAAGCAGUUGAAGUGAAGGAACAUUCCAAGCCUCAGGAGGAAGGAGCAGAUGAUUCCCAGAUCAGGGAUGUCUGCAAAGUUGCUCUAGCCAGACAUGAAAUUGAAAAAGAUGACAUGGGAAACGUGGAGGCUAGCAAGAAGUUAAAUGAAAUUUGGGUUGUUGAGGAAACUGAAAUUCUGAACCAGUUCUUUGAAGAUCAGGGUUGUGAUGGAUCUGGUACUACCCAUGGAGAGGCUGAAAACUCUGAACUCAAAGUAGAAGCUACAAAAGAAUGGUCCUCUGGAGGUAUUCUACAAAAUUUUCUUGCGUUUCCACAAGCUGCUUCUAUGGUAGAUUUCGAAACUCCAAUAUUCGAUGUUGACUUUAUUUCUGAAAUCAACUCCAAUAUGAAGUCUCCCUUUGAAGCCCUGUGGUAUGGCAUGUCAGUCACAGAUUAUGAAAAUCCUUGCAUAGAAAAGUGUGACGAUGGUUUCUCAAUUGGUGAGCAAUCUGGCUUGCUUCAGGUGGUGGAUGAGGAGGAGACUGGUCCUGCAACUGGUAGUCAUGUUCUGUUGGAUGAGACUAUUUACAGUGUAAGCAAUAUCCCUCUAAACAUAGACAGUGAAAAACUGGGGGACUACCAUGCAUGCAGCCAUCAGGAAAUUUCGACUGCAAGUCUAAUAUGAAAAUGCAGCCAGUGUUUCUGCUAAUAUAGCCUGUAAAUAGUCUGCUUUGCAAGGAAAAAUAGUUUGGAACUAAUUUCUUUUUCUUGUAAGUCUUUACCUCUUUGUAUAUAGCAGCAGAAGCUGAUUCAAAGUGUAUUUUCUUUUUCUUUUUCCUUUUUUAAAUAGGAAAACUGAUUUAAGGUUUGAUGCUUUAUGAUUGGUGUAAGCUAUGAGAACAGUCGUUUAAUAAUCUGAAUGUGUUUUU
Molecule: messenger RNA, 2693 nt
Organism: Rubroshorea leprosula
Lineage: Eukaryota; Viridiplantae; Streptophyta; Magnoliopsida; Malvales; Dipterocarpaceae
Source: the annotation of a GenBank genome assembly